AGUAUUAUUGAUGUGGAAAAAUGGCAGCCACCCUGUCAUUUCGUUGGUUAGAUAUAUUGGAAAAGGAAUUUGACAAAGCCUUCGUAGAUUUAGAUUUACUUCUAGGGGAAAUCGAUCCAGAUCAAUGUGAACUCACGUAUGAUGGGAGGCAGAAGAUGACUGCACUCAGUGCUGCGUUUGCUCAACUUUGCCACAAAUCUCAGACCGUGUUCCAGUCCAACGCUAAAAUAGAGGCACAGCUAGUGGACAUGAGGGCAGACCUGGUAGAGAUGAGAUCAGCUAAAGAACAUGUAGAGAGAGAACUCCACAAUGUGCUGCUUCAACUACAUUCCACCCAGCUUCAGAUUCAGUCCCAGAAAGGAAUUGAAGUAGAUUCCACUACAAUCCAGAAAAAAGUGGAAGAAGAAAUGAAAGUUAAAACUGGGGGAGCCUCGAGCCUGGAGCGAGUGGAGGCGGAGGUGAAGGAGUUACGGAGUGAGAACGAGGAGCUGAGACAGUAUAUACUGGCUCUACAGGGAGAGGUGUACGGGGCCAGGCUAGCUGCCAAAUACCUAGACAAAGAACUAGCAGGAAGAAUACAACAGAUCCAGUUGUUGGGUCGUGACAUGCGAGGGGCGGAGCAUGACAAACUCUGGAAUCAGUUAGAAGCGGAAAUCCACCUCCAUCGACACAAAACUGUUAUACGUGCAUGUAGGGGGCGAACUAACCGAAAGAAAAAACUCCAGAUGCCAGAGGGGCAUGAUUUCCAGUCCCUGCGUAAACAACAUGGUCUGGGAGAGACAAGAAAAGUGACCAUCAAGAAAGGAGAAGAGGAGGGUCUAGGCCUGUCAAUCACAGGAGGAAAAGAACAUGGUGUUCCAAUUCUGAUCUCAGAAAUCCAUGAGGGUCAGCCAGCAGACAAAUGUGAUGCACUGUACGUAGGAGAUGCUAUCCUGUCUGUCAAUGGUAUAGACUUGCGGGAAUCCAAGCAUGCUGAGGCCGUCCAUGUACUGUCACAACAGCUGGGCGACAUAGAGCUGGAAGUGAUGUUUGUGGCGCCUGAUGAAGAUAGCGAUGAUGAACAGAGUCAGGUGGGGGAGGAUGAGAAUGGAUUCAGAUACAGGAUAUAUGAUGAAGAUGUUCUGAGCAGUAGUAGUGAGGCAGAAAUACGCAGACAUGUAGGUCAAAGGUCAGCUCUGCCCCCAAAUGUCAAUGGAACAGUGUCAUCGUCUGCUUCAGUCCCACACAGUCCUUCAAGAUUUGAACAAUCUAAAGAGAACCUAUCUGCUAGUCGUGUGAAGUCUGAGGGUAGAGUACCUGGUUCUCACAGUGUUGAUGUGGGGGUGAUACAAGCUAACGGUUUACAACAGACUAACUCUGUAGACCAGAACUCCAUGUUUAACAGUGAUUACACCUAGUCUAUAGUGUCAAUG
Messenger RNA from Saccostrea cuccullata (small rock oyster), 1412 nucleotides. RefSeq names its product Golgi-associated PDZ and coiled-coil motif-containing protein-like. Gene Ontology annotation, biological process: negative regulation of protein localization to cell surface. The record is from RefSeq and is a predicted model, not a curated record. Gene Ontology annotation, molecular function: transmembrane transporter binding. The transcript has 9 exons. Bases 21 to 1397 code for a protein of 458 amino acids. Gene Ontology annotation, cellular component: membrane; Golgi apparatus; trans-Golgi network transport vesicle. Lineage: Eukaryota; Metazoa; Mollusca; Bivalvia; Ostreida; Ostreidae.